CAGCCAACAAGCAGUUCGUUGUAGAAGUUCUGGCGUAACGGAUGUGCGAAGAAAAGACUCGAAGCGACCACUUCGGGGCAGUUCGGCCAUUCAUUCAUUUUUCGUUGAGUGCUUGAACGGGUCUCAUUAAAUUUCGCGUACGCGGCAUUUAAGUAAGUGCUGGUCGUAAAAAAACGGACGGACGGACAGCAAAAGGAAUAAAGUGUGACGAAUAGCUUUUGUUGCAAUUUAAAGAAAAAAUAAAAAUAAGUGACGAUGAGCGAAUGAGUACGCGCGGUGCCAAGUUGGGAAAGUUGAAUAUUUUUAAAAUAGAAAUUCAGUGAUAAAUUAUUUAUAUUGCUGCUUCUUUUAAAUACAACGGUAUUUUGAAUGAAUUAAAGUUGGUGAGAAAAACUUGAAAAAAGUAGUUAAAAGUGUGGAAAAUUAAAUCACAUUCAAGAAUUAUUAUAAAAUACGCAAAAACAAAAUCAAACAACAACAUUAAAAACUUUCUGUCAAAAAGUGUUCAAACGAGCAGAUUAUUUCUAACGAGGCACAGAAGCGUUGGUGAUUAACUGUAAAAUCAAAAUUCAUAAUCAAAUCAUAUCAGAAAGCGAAACAAUCACAACAUAGAAUAAAACUUCAAAAAUAUAACAGCAACAGAAUACAGAUAAAGAAAAUAAUAUAAAACUUAAUAAAAUAUGUCGACUUCUGUACAAAACCCGAACAAAUCACCAAGCACCAUCGACGCCACCGCCGUUAUUUCUGCAACCGCUCUCACCGCCAGCUCUGCCAUACAACAACUCUCCUCCAUUUCGCUGAUGCUGGAAUACGAUAUUGACAAUACGCUGAAUACGAUCAAAGAGAAUGGUGCACACUUGAUACAGCAACAGCAGCAGCAGCAGCAACAACAACAAUCUCAACCAACGCAACAACAACAACUGCAACAACAUCACGCGCAAAAGAAUGCCGGUCAAUUAGCAGCGAUACAUGCGACGAAAGGUGAAACCAUCAACACGAACAAACAUCAGACGACAAUACAGCAACAACAACACUGCGAUGCCACAACCACGACAACGGCAAAAGAUAUCAAACAACCUGUGCUGCCACCAACACCACCAGCCACACCCAAUUUGGCGACAACAGCACGCAAACGCUGGAAGAUUUUAGCAAAAGUGCUGCGCAAAGACUCCGAGGAGACCGUCUCGUCGUCGGGUGAGGAGUUUGGCGAAGAGCAGACCGCCUCGGUGCGUCGUUUCAAGUCCUUUGACCUGCUGCGACAGGACAGUUUCGAGGAUCAUAUAACAUUAAAUUGCCUGGGCAAACCGGAGAACUGGUACAAGUACAGCGUGCUGUUGGAUGGUGUGUGUCAGCAUGAGUACACCGUCAACAUACAUCAUGUAGAGCGACAGCUUACAGCGAGCGACCUAAUGGGCUUCAAUAACACCGGUAAUAUUUGUGUUUGGCCCUCGGAGGAAGCGCUGACUGCUUAUGUGCUGGCAAAUGUUGGCGCGUUUAGUGACAAAUGGAUAUUGGAACUGGGCGGUGGAUUCACAUGCUUGGCCGGCCUUAUGCUCUCCAAGUACGCCAAGCCGUAUGCCGUACAUCUCACCGAUGGCAACGAGGUGUCCGUCGAGAAUGUAAAGAAGACAGUGUGCUUGAAUGAGCUCGCUUGCUAUACGAAAUGUUCGGUGCUCAAGUGGGAGGAUGUGGAAGCGCGUACAGGUACCGAAGCUUUAAAAUUCGAUGUUAUACUCUCAGCUGAUUGCCUGUUUUUCGAUGAGGCACGCUCAGCAUUGGUGGAAACCAUUUGGUACUAUAUGGCACCCCGUGGUGAGGCGAUCAUAAUGGCACCGAGGCGGGGCAAGACCAUGGCGAUGUUUGUGGCUGAGUGCACGCGUCGUGGUUUUGCAGUGGAGAUAACGCAGCGCUACAAUGAGACCAUAUGGAAGCGGCACGAGGAGCUGAUGUUGACGUCAGAUCUCUAUGAUGAGGACUUGCAUUAUCCAGUGUUACUGCGGCUGCGUAAGCCCGUAAUGGGAUAGAAGUGAUGAAAGGCUGUGCGAUAAUGCAACGAGCGGAAGAUAAAAAACGUCAAAUUCUAUACAAAAAAACAAUAAAAAAAGAAAAACAAUUAUUUUAAGCAACCAAUUUUGUAUUAUCCCAAUAAUUCCAAAUACGCAAAUUCCGAUUAAUUACGAUUAUGAAGAAAAUGAUAUUAAAUAUAAUAAAUUAAUAUAAAUAUGAGAUUAUA
Molecule: messenger RNA, 2233 nt
Organism: Ceratitis capitata (Mediterranean fruit fly)
Lineage: Eukaryota; Metazoa; Arthropoda; Insecta; Diptera; Tephritidae
Product: calmodulin-lysine N-methyltransferase
Exons: 2
Coding region: 681-2024 (447 amino acids)
Cellular component (GO): cytoplasm
Molecular function (GO): calmodulin-lysine N-methyltransferase activity
Source: RefSeq, a predicted model, not a curated record